ACCCGCCUCACUGGCGCGGCCGCCACUCCAGGCGAUCCCGCCCACGGCUUCACAGGCCUCCCCGCCCCUGCCAGCGCCUGCGUCUGAGAAUGCAGAAGAGGCACUUCCUGUGGCUGCUGAGUUGCUAAGCGACGACGACGCGUCUCCAGCUUCCGGCUCAGCGGAGGAGAAGAUCUCUCCGGCCCCUCUGCCGCUUCCAUCGGCCUCCUCGCCGCUUCAAGCCGAGACGGUCCCUGUUCAGGAUGGUGCUGGAGACGGCGCCGAAGCUGCGGGACCCUCGGAAAAGCCCGCGGCCACUCCUACAUCCAGCAAGAUUCCCUCCCUGGUUCCGGCUUCCCCCCCGCUGCCUGCACAGGCUGCCCCAGCAGUCCUGCUGUUUUCGGAGGCUGUGUCCUCCGUGUCGGCGUCAGAGACUGCCCUGGAACCGGCGGCUUGUUCGAGCUCAGACCAUCCCGGACCAGUUGCUGUAGCAGCGGCCCCGGCGGCUGGUCUUCCCUUCCGUGGAGCGGAGGCUGCCCGCCAGCUGACUGGGGGGGCAGCCCGUCUCCCUGCUUUUAAGAUCAGCAUUCUCGGCGGGUUCGGGGGUGAUUUUUCGGGGAUUGUCCCAUGGAGGCUGCCAUCUCUGCCGCCUCUUGCGCCCUAG
Molecule: messenger RNA, 643 nt
Organism: Zonotrichia leucophrys gambelii
Lineage: Eukaryota; Metazoa; Chordata; Aves; Passeriformes; Passerellidae
Exons: 1
Source: RefSeq, a predicted model, not a curated record